Molecule: messenger RNA, 1598 nt
Organism: Andrographis paniculata
Lineage: Eukaryota; Viridiplantae; Streptophyta; Magnoliopsida; Lamiales; Acanthaceae
Exons: 13
Coding region: 155-1378 (407 amino acids)
Biological process (GO): mRNA splice site recognition
Cellular component (GO): U2-type prespliceosome; U1 snRNP
Molecular function (GO): mRNA binding
Source: RefSeq, a predicted model, not a curated record
GAAGUUAAAGAAUCUAAACAAAAAUAACGAUUUCCGCGCAGAGAGCUUUUCUUGCAAAGAAGCAGGUAUAAACAGGACCAAACAAAACCCUAACAGUCCGGGUGAGGGUAUACUGAUUAUACUGAUUUGAAGAGAGAAUUGCAUCGGAAAAGCCAUGGAUGCACUGAGGAAGCAGCUGGAUGUUCUUAUGGGAGCCAAUCGCAACGGCGAUGCUCAGGAGGUAACGCGUAAGUACUACGAUCGCGACGUCUGCCGCCUUUUCCUCUCCGGCCUCUGCCCUCACGAGCUUUUCCAACUUACGAAAAUGGACAAGGGACCGUGCCCCAAGUUGCACUCGUUACAGCUGAGGAAAGAAUAUGAAGAGGCAAAAGCAAAUGGUACAGAUAACUAUGACAGGGACUUGGAGGAUAACAUUGACCGACUUAUUGUUGAGUGUGAUCGUAAAAUUGCCAGGGCUUUGAAGAGACUUGAUGACGAGGAUGCUAAAGCAGCUAUUGCAAUUUCAGUAUCAGAAGUUACCCAGACACCCGAGAUUAUUGAGCUAUCAAAACAAAUUAAAGAAAAACUAAAGGAAGCUGAUAAAGCUGAUCUAGAAGGCCAAACAGAUGUGAAGAUUCGAGCUUUGGAAGAGGUUGAAGAACUAAGAACUCAAAGAGCAGACAAGCAGGCAAUGCUUCUUUUGGAUGCUUUCAACAGGGAUCGUGCACAUCUCACUCAGCCAUUGACAAAUGCUUCACAACCCAUGCAAACAGCCGUCCCGGAUCCUCGCAUACAAGAAAUGAUAAACGAGAAGCUAAAGAAAGCUGAAGAUCUUGGUGAACAAGGAAUGGUAGAUGAAGCACAAAAGGCUUUAGAAGAGGCUGAGGCACUGAAAAAGCUCCCUGCUCGACACGAACCACUGAUGGAUUCCAAUAAGUACACAUCCGUUGAUGUGCGCAUUACUGAUCAAAAGCUUCGUGUGUGCGACAUUUGUGGAGCAUUCUUGAGUGUUUAUGACAGUGAUCGCCGUUUAGCUGAUCAUUUUGGUGGAAAGCUCCACUUGGGCUAUAUGCAAAUUCGUGAGAAAUUAGCAGAGCUUCAGGAAGAGAAAAACAAGAAACGAAAAACCUAUGAAGACGGAAGAAGGUCAAGGGAUCGAAGAAGCCGCGACCGUGAAAGGGAAUCUAGCAAGGAUCGUGAUAGGGGUGGUAGCUACGAACGUGGAAGGGAUUACAGUGGCAGGAGCAGAGACCGUGAUAGGCAUUAUGUCCGCGACUAUGAUCGGGAGCGUGAUCGUUCUCGUAGCUACGACUCAAGGAGUCACCGGAGAUCUCGAUCCCGGUCAAGAGAACACUCACGAGAUCGUGAUCUUUACAGCAGGCGUCACGAGCGAUACUAGCCGACGGGAGCUGGUCGACUGGACUAACAAUGAAGCAAUGCAACAGUCAUUGAGCUCUGUAUCUUCUCUCUCUCUCUCUCUCUAUAUAUAUAUAUAUAUAUAUAACUGAACUGAUGACUAUUCUCUUAGGUCAAGUUGCUUGUUUGUUCUAUCACCCUCAUUCUGUUUUAGUUGUGUACUGAUUUUUUUGGCUCAAUUAAACUUUGAGAGUGAUUUUGCA